Messenger RNA from Physcomitrium patens, 1082 nucleotides. RefSeq names its product putative cytokinin riboside 5'-monophosphate phosphoribohydrolase LOGL10. Gene Ontology annotation, biological process: cytokinin biosynthetic process. Lineage: Eukaryota; Viridiplantae; Streptophyta; Bryopsida; Funariales; Funariaceae. The record is from RefSeq and is a predicted model, not a curated record. Gene Ontology annotation, molecular function: hydrolase activity, hydrolyzing N-glycosyl compounds. Gene Ontology annotation, cellular component: cytosol; nucleus.
UCCUCUCUAUUAGCUACUACUCUCUAUCUCGCUCUCGCUUUCGCAUCGAUUUGGCUGAGUGGUUUAAGACUUCCUUGUUCGUGUAAUUUUCGCAUUUGUUUGUCAUGGAUCAAGUUCCCCCAUUCCAGCGUAUAUGCGUGUUCUGCGGAAGCUGUGGAGGGAAGAAACCCAUCUACACUCAAGUCGCUGAGGAUUUAGGGAAUGAAUUGGUAAAGCGGGGUAUCGACCUAGUCUACGGGGGCGGAAGCAUCGGGCUUAUGGGCACCGUUGCCCAGGCUGUGCAGGAUGCUGGUGGCCAUGUUAUUGGGGUUAUCCCUAUGGCUCUCUUGCCGAAAGAGGUGUGCGGGAAGACUGAAGGAGAUCUUGUCGCUGUGGACGACAUACAUCAGCGGAAAUCGGAAAUGGCUAGCCGUGCGGAUGCAUUCAUCGCUCUCCCAGGAGGAUUCGGAACUUUCGAGGAGUUCCUGGAAAUCAUCACCUGGGCGCAGCUUGGAAUUCACAAGAAGCCAAUUGGUCUGCUCAACGUAGAGGGCUAUUACGACUCAAUGUUUUCGAUGUUCGACAAAGCAUUAAAGGAGGGUUUCGUCAACCAGGCAAGCCAUAAUAUUGUGAUUUUCGCACCCACUCUGGCUGAGCUGCUGGAUAAGCUGAAGUCAUACACUCCGCUUGUGGACAUUAGCGUGCCGGAGCUACAGUGGGCCACAGUUGCAAGCAGACCAGUCAAGCGGCAACACAAUGGUUCAUCUGGCACUGCAUCAUCUGCAAUGCGCGGAUCCACGACGGCUGCUAGUAGCGCAAGCGGCGCGCGAGCAUUUCGAGCGUUGCCCAACAUCGUUAGCCUUGCCACAACUGGCGGUAGGUGCGGCCUCGUAAACGACGUUCGGUGCUCCGGUUUGCUUCGUUGCUUCCAGCCGCCUCAUGCUCACCAAUUCAACAUCUGGGGAAAGCUGACGUCAAUCUGCGGCGCCUCCGGCGUCUCAAUGGCGGCAGUCCCAGCCAGACGCCCAGUGUGAACGCUAGGCCAGAAGCCUCAAAAGAAUAUAUAUAUAUUGCAGUUGGAAGAAUGCUAAAAUCGUACAUUU